GCCUUAGCAUCCUUCUCGCGCUCUCGCCGCCUUCCCUUCCGACCUUGUCUUUCUCUUGGAUCCUCUUGUGCGGGGGACGGGGAGUGGUAAUUUGACGACAGGUUCGCGGGUUCGCCUCCCACGUCCCCAGCCUCUCGUCGCCAGGUUGUGCUGACAGCAGCCUCCUUUGGGGGACCCUCCCUCUCCUGGAGCUGCUCCGCCCUUCCUGGGCACUUCUUUCCUCCCAGUUCUCAUUUCAAUAACAUUUGCUUAAAUUUAAAAAGAGGGGGAGGAAACAGAGUUUCGGAGGAGCAGAGGGGCUCAGGGUGGUGUAAAGGAAUUCAUUAGCCAUGGAUGUAUUCAUGAAAGGACUUUCAAAGGCCAAGGAAGGAGUAGUGGCUGCUGCUGAAAAGACCAAACAGGGUGUGGCAGAAGCAGCAGGAAAGACAAAAGAGGGUGUUCUCUACGUAGGCUCCAAAACCAAGGAAGGCGUGGUUCAUGGUGUGACAACAGUGGCCGAGAAGACCAAAGAGCAGGUGACAAAUGUUGGGGAGGCGGUGGUGACAGGUGUGACAGCAGUAGCACAGAAGACAGUGGAAGGAGCAGGGAGCAUUGCAGCUGCCACUGGCUUUGGCAAAAAGGACCAAAUGGGCAAGGGUGAAGAAGGAGCUCCACAGGAAGGAAUUCUUGAAAAUGUGCCUGUGGACCCUGACAAUGAGGCUUAUGAAAUGCCUUCUGAGGAAGGGUAUCAAGACUAUGAACCCGAAGCCUAAGAAGUAUCUUUGCUCCCAGUUUCCUGUGAUCUGCUGACAGAUGUUCCAUCCUCUACAAGUACUCAGUUCCAAUGUGCCCGGUCCUGACAUUUUCUCAAAGUUUUUAUAGUGUAUUUUGAAGUCUUCCAUCAGCAGUGAUUGGCGUAUCUGUAUCUGCCCCCCUCCCCCCGUCAUUUCAGGGUUUCCCUCUCACUGAAAUGAAUAUAUGGUAGCAGGGUCCUUGUGUGCUGUGGACAUCGUGGCUUCAAAUUCAAAUGUUAAAUUAAAAACACCCAAGUGACUACCACGCAUUUCUAAAUCUUCACUAUUUUUCUGUUGUUGUUGAGCAGUUGUGAGUGAUUUGCUAUUGUAUCUUAUAAGACUUUUAGAUGUCUUUUAAAAAUUCUUUUUGUUCAAGAAUAAUGAUGUAUUGUGAAAUUUGUUAAUAUAUACAAUACUUAAAAACGUGAGCAUGAACUAUGCACCUAUACAUAUUAACUAUGAAGUCUUAUUUUUUGUGAUGUGUUUUAUUAACUUGUGCUUGAAUAUAGUGAAAAUUAAAAUAAAAUGUUAUCUCCUUACAUAUAUUUUUUUAUUAUUUUUAUCCCAUCCUGCUUAAUAAUAAAACUAUGUGUAUAAACAAUAUGAAAUGAGAACUGACACAAUUAAAUAUAAAGUUCUUGUCAGCCAUUUGAGGAAGGAGGAAUUUAAAAGGGGUUAAAUGAAAGGGGAAGCCCUGGUGGUACAGUGGCUAAUAGUGCUAGCCAAAAGGUGGGCAGUUCAAACCCACCCAAUGGCUCCAUGGAAGAAAAGACAUGGCCAUCUGCUCCUAUAAAGAUUAAAGCCUUGGAAGCCCUCUGGAGCAGUUCUACUCUAUAUUUUAUGAGUUGGAAUCGAGUUGAUGGCAACAGGUUUAGUUUGGUUUUGUUAAACAGAAAGGAUGAACGUUAAGCCUAUAAUCUGGGCAUUUCCUGAAGCAACACUACCUGAAAUAUGUCUGAGGUGCAUUGCACCCUUGUUAUUAGGUGCCGUUGAGUCAUUUCCAACUCACAGCGACCCUAUGUACAA
Molecule: messenger RNA, 1799 nt
Organism: Loxodonta africana (African savanna elephant)
Lineage: Eukaryota; Metazoa; Chordata; Mammalia; Proboscidea; Elephantidae
Gene: SNCA
Product: synuclein alpha
Exons: 6
Coding region: 330-752 (140 amino acids)
Biological process (GO): chemical synaptic transmission; synaptic vesicle endocytosis; synapse organization
Cellular component (GO): cytoplasm; axon terminus; neuronal cell body
Molecular function (GO): cuprous ion binding
Source: RefSeq, a predicted model, not a curated record